AGCUAGCUUCCACGCGCCGCCUGCUAGAGCCCUCCGCCACAAGCCGCUAUAAAAUGGGUACUCGCGGCGGCGGCGGAGGAGAAGGUAAUAUAUAAACCACUCCGGUAGAAGAAUUAAUAAUAAUACGGAGUAUAUUAUUUGAAAAUAUAUAGAAAUAAAAUAAUGGAGAGGAAAUUAGAUGAAAGGAAUGAAAAGAGAAUGACCGAAAGAUGGGAGAGGAAACAUAAGGCGUUGUUCACGGCCGCCGCCAGACACCCUUUCAUCAAAGCCGUCCGCGACGGCGCCGUUCCCUUCUCCUCCUUCAAAGCCUACCUGGGGCAAGAACACUGGCUGGCCAGAAACGCCAUCGUCCCUUUCCUAUCGAAUCUCCUGCCCGAAUCCAACGUGGACGCGAGCCUGAUUCAGACCGGAAUCCGGUUCAGAAACGCCGACCAGAUUCCAUGUCUGGAAAAGGAAGCUAACAAUGCCGAUGAUCCUCAGCAACCAACGCGAGACCUCUCUAAGUUCCUCCGGGGCCUUGUGGGCCCAGAGGCGAACUACGCGGUCGGACUGGCGGUGCUGUGGGCGAUGGAGACCGUUUACCACCGCGGCUUCAGUCACUGUUUGGGUGACGAUUCCCGCGCCGCGGCGGAGAUGAAGGAGGCAUGUCGGAAGUGGGGGAACGAGUGGUUCGGAAACUACUGCCUCUCCCUCCAGAGUGCGGCGGAUCGUGCGCUGGCGGAGGUUUCCGAUGAUGUUGUUGCGAAGGCCGAGGUUGCUGUUCUGCAGCUGCUUGAGAUUGUGGUUGAGGUGUGGAAUGCCAACAUGAGAACCAUGCAGCCAAAUGCAGUCUAAAUGGAUUAAGAGUCUUUGGCAUGGAUUAAGAGAGUGUUUGAAAGUCAUUAAGUUGUGGGUAAAAUGAUUUUCACAAAAAAAAAGCAAAAAGACUUAUAUUUGCUUCUCUGUACAAAAUGGUGGUGGAAAAAAUAAAAGUUAUGACAUGCCAAACAGAAUAGAACGGCUAUGUUAGA
This is a messenger RNA of Cuscuta campestris, 1010 nucleotides long. Lineage: Eukaryota; Viridiplantae; Streptophyta; Magnoliopsida; Solanales; Convolvulaceae. The record is from the annotation of a GenBank genome assembly.